Molecule: messenger RNA, 5648 nt
Organism: Thunnus maccoyii (southern bluefin tuna)
Lineage: Eukaryota; Metazoa; Chordata; Actinopteri; Scombriformes; Scombridae
Product: adenylate cyclase type 2-like
Exons: 26
Coding region: 657-4709 (1350 amino acids)
Biological process (GO): adenylate cyclase-inhibiting G protein-coupled receptor signaling pathway; cAMP biosynthetic process; intracellular signal transduction
Cellular component (GO): plasma membrane
Molecular function (GO): adenylate cyclase activity
Source: RefSeq, a predicted model, not a curated record
UCGUGCGCGCCCCCGCAUUCACCUGCCACCUCGCGCUCCAACCUCACAGUCUCGCACGAGCGCUCGUCUCCUAACGGCUGUCUUUUGAACAGAAAAGACGAUUUUAAGAGGAAAAACUUAUGUUUUUACCGUUUGUUAGAGGUUAAAAGUGUCAUUGUGUGCUUUUUGACAACAGUAAAAGGAUAACGGACGAAGUUGACGUAGAGGGAAAUUAUCGUGUGGGGAGAAACGGACGUUAACGUUAAUCAAUAAUGAGGGAGGUUCCUCUGCUACACAGUAUGGAUCAGCGCUCAUGUAAGGAGCAAACACUCCGGUUUAAGAUUCCUUAUCAGCCAUUUUUCGGACCUUAACGGAUCUAUGUGACCUCCCAUCUAUUUUGAUGACAUAUUUUUAAGCUGUGGGAAAAAACAGAGGAGCUGGACUCUCUCUGGAACAGUCUCAAAUUUCAGUCACAUUUAUUGAAUCUCGCACACAGAGAUUGAGGCUUCCCUUGCCGCAUGGACAUAAAUAACAUCUGACAAGGAAAAGAUGAAGAAGUAAACACUACUCUAGUGUGUAUUUAUCAUGUAGACAAGCUGAGAGAGAGACCGACAGCCAGAGAAAGCAAAGUGACAAGUGGAAAGACGGCGAGAUCCCUCGCGUUCACGGAGGUCACGAUGCCAGAUGAGUCACAGGGAUUUCAGGAUAAGGGGAGGCCUGGAGAAGAAGCGUCACAGAUGUCUUUAGUGCCGGACAUUGUGAUCGCCUCUGGUGUCGGUGGGAGAAAAAUCACCGGAGGCAGUAGCCUGGAACUUGACGUCUUCAGUCACACCACAGAACAAGGUGUAAAACAGCCUCCAGAUUUGCAGAAAGUACAAAACAGCAACAUGAACAUUUCGCAAGGAGAUGCCGGCACAACUAACAGGAACGGUGUCACAAUUAAUCCAAGCAAUAUCACCACAGUCGGGCUGCCAGGGAGCCAAUCAGGACUCAGUGAAUCCCAGAUUUCCGUAGAGGUUGGUGUGGCGAAAGCAGCUCAGACCCCUAAACCUCUCAAGGUCAAUUCUUUGCUGAGAGGAACAGGCGUGACCCAGCAGUCUGCAGAUGAUGAUGAUGAUGAUGAUGAUGAUGAUGCCCCGGUCAGGUCAUCCUCUGAUAGGCUACGAACAGACAACAAUACCUCAUGUCAUGCGAACGGCUGCGGUGACUUGGAUCACAGCGGCGCAAGAUCCAGGCCCGAUUACGUUUGCACUAGUUUCGGCACUGACGCCUGUGACGAAGUGUUAGAUGAACUCGAUGAACGCUCCUUUGAAAAGUCGAACCCUAUCCGUGCCGUCAAUUUCUCUGAACCCAGUUUAGAAAUGUCUCAGUCUAGGAAAAGCACCAAAAGUAGUCCAGAUGAUGACAGACGAGACUCCAAAACAGACUUACACGUUCAACCGAAAUCAACUGAAGAGUCACCCGGCAGCAGGUCGCCCUCGCUCGCAGGUGUUUCAUUCGUCUCCCAAGCGAGGGACAGCAUAGACGACAACUGGAACGAGGAGGAUGAAGAAGAGGACAAGCAAAGCUCCCGGUCCCAGCGUAGCGUGACGGAGGGGGUGUGUUGCUGCUUUCAGGCAGUCCGCAGGGCUUUUCUGCAGUGCGUGGAGGAGACUCCGGCCAUGCUGUCCGGACUGGUGCUGUCUUUGGCCUUCUGUGUGGCCAUCAUCGUCCUCAUUCCCACCACGGGAAGGAACAUGGAUCGCCACGCAGCGGCUCUGGCGGUUGUGUGUGUGGUUCUCUGUCUGAGUUCCGCUCUGCUCGUCUGCCUGCCCUGGCUGGCCACGGUGAGGCGCUGUGGAGGAGCUCUGGCCCUCUUCGUCUGGGGGUCAUUGUAUGUCACGGCCAUGGUCUUCAUCUUCACGGGAGGUUGUGUCACAACCUGGGAACAGGUGGCGUUUUUCCUCUUCCUCUCUCUGAGCGUGUACACAGUGUUGCCUCUCUCUCUGGCCUGGGCCCUCAUGGUCGGGAUAGGCACCAGCGUUUCGCACAUCAUCAUCAUCAGUGUCUACGUUCCCGUCACAAGCCCAGAGACACCAGACCUGGCUGUGCAGCUGGUGGCGAACGCGGUGCUGUUUGUGUGUGUGAACUGCGUCGGGAUUUUCCACCUGUGGACGACCGAGCAUGAUCUCCGAAUAUCCAAUCAGAAGAGAGAGGAGUUCAGCGCCAUACGCUCCCGGAAGGAAAUAAGGAAAUAUCAGCAGGAGCAGCUCCUCCUGUCUGUGUUGCCACGGUGCAUCGCUGUGAAGCUGAAAACAGAGGUGAUAAAGAGGCUGUCCAAGCCCAAGAGCGAUAAGGAGAAUGAACACAACUUCCACAACUUCCACAGCCUGUACAUACAGCAGCACAAAGACGUCAGCAUCCUAUAUGCAGACAUUGUGGGCUUCACAAAGCUGGCAAGCACCUGCUCACCAGAAGAGCUUGUCGCUGUGCUCAACAAGCUCUUUGGCAGGUUUGACGACAUCGCAAAGAAGAACGGAUGUCUUCGCAUUAAGAUCUUAGGUGACUGCUACUACUGUGUGUCUGGCCUGCCUGACCCCAUCCCGACUCAUGCCGGGAACUGUGUCCAGAUGGGGCUGGACAUGUGCACUGCUAUCAGUAAACUGCGAGAAGCGACGGGGGUUGAGAUCAGCAUGCGGGUGGGCGUUCACACCGGCAACGUGCUCUGCGGUGUGAUCGGCUUGCAGAAGUGGCAAUACGACGUGUGGUCACAUGAUGUGACACUAGCCAACCACAUGGAGUCUGGAGGUCUUCCUGGGCGAGUCCAUAUCACAGAGGAGACGCUGCAACACUUGAAUGGAGCAUACCGAGUGGAGGAAGGAGAGGGGGGGACUCGGGAUCCUCUUCUCCAAGGAAGAAAAACCUACCUGGUGAUUGACCCUCACAAGUCGGACAGUUUAUGCAGGAGACCAAGAUCGACAAACAGUCUUGCGUCCGGUGAGAGCAGGCAGCGGGCGUCUGUCCGGAUGUCUCAGUACCUGCAGUCCUGGCAGACCAUCCACCCCUUCGCAGACCUGAGCAACCCUGAAGCCAAGAAGAGGCCCGGCAAGAAGAAACCCACCCCCACCAAUGUCAUCAUGAACCAAUCGCAGCUGUCUGUAGAAAGACAAACUACCCAGACUAAUCCCAGUUUGAUGGUGGAUAAUGGUGUUAGGGCAUCACUUGACACGCUGGACACUGCAGGGAAAAGAGCAAAGAAGCUCAACUGUUUGACUCUGCUGUUCAACGACCUGAGUUUGGAGAAAAAGUUUCGGUUUUCAGAGGUGAAGGGUUUACACCAUUCAAUGAGCUGCAUAGCUCUGAUCUUCGUAACUAUUUUCACGGUCCAGAUGCUUGUUUCUGACAAGAACUUUGAAAUGGCGGUGUCCUACGGUGCAACAUUUCCAGUGCUGGUGCUGCUUCUGUCCAUCGUUUUUACCGGAUACUUGGAGAAAUGGCGUUCUAAGAUGCCGUUGAGCGUCCAGUGGAUAUCAGGCCUGUCUCGUGGCGUCUCUACCAGGGUGGUGCUGCGGCUGUUUGUGCUCACGCUGUGUGUGCUCAUCACUUUGCUUAUGGCCGUCCUCAACCUUUUUUUCCUCCCAGGAAAAAACUGCACCUCGAUUACCAACAGGACAGAGUUGGAGGGUCUCAGACUCUACACUGUGCCUUACUACCUGUACUGCUGCCUGCUGGCCAUGCUGGGAGUGAUUGUGUUCGUCAGGACGUGCUUAUUGGUGAAGACGCUGCUGCUCACCUUGGCUGUGGUGGUUUACCUGGCCCUCUUCCUCUACAUUUACGCCCCGAGAUCCGAAUGCCUCGUCGACCUGCUGUACAACGGCACCAAGCCCGGUGUUCUGAAAGACCCUCACAUCAUGUCUGGAGUUUGGCUGGUCAUCUUUUAUAUCGUAUGCCUCAUAUUGGCCAGACAGGACGAGCUGGGUUGCCGCGUAGACUUCCUGUUGGAGCAUUGUUUCCAGACGGAAAGAGAGGAGAUGGAGACCAUGGAGAACGUCAACAAGCUUCUCCUCCAGAACGUCCUGCCGCUCCACGUCGCCUCCUUCUUCAUGGGCAAAACCGUUCGCAACCAGGACCUGUACAGCCAGUCAUACGAAUGCGUGUGUGUGAUGUUCGCCUCUGUGCCUCAGUUCAAAGAGUUUUACAGUGAGAGCAGCGCCAACAGGGACGGUCUGGAGUGUUUACGAUUCCUCAACGAGAUCAUAUCAGACUUCGAUGAGCUUCUAUCAAAGCCCAAAUUCUCUUCAGUGGAGAAGAUCAAGACCAUCGGCAGUACGUACAUGGCAGCUGCAGGACUGACAAACUCAUUGGAUGACAGAAAGAAGUGUGACAUGUCCUACAGUCAUGUGAGGGCAAUGGUGGAGUUUGCCAUCUCUCUAAUGGGCAAACUGGAGCUUAUCAACACACACUCGUUUAACAGCUUUAAGCUCAGGAUCGGAAUAAACCACGGUCCGGUGAUUGCAGGAGUUAUCGGAGCUCAUAAACCUCAGUAUGACAUCUGGGGGAACUCUGUUAACGUGGCCAGCAGGAUGGACAGUACAGGAGUGCUGGACAAGAUACAGGUGACGGACGAGACGGCCCAGAUGGUCCAGAGUCUUGGAUACAGCGUCACUCUCAGAGGAGUCGUCAACGUCAAGGGCAAAGGGGAGCUCACCACUUACUUUAUCAACACAGACCAGUCGUCUCCUCAGUUCUGACCUCCUCUCCGUCAAACGCUGAUCAGACUGUCCGCUCAGACCAGGGUCCAAACACCAGCUGCAAAGGAUUUUUUUUUAAUUUGUUUUGAUGUAUGAAGGUCUUGUGAACUAUUUCAACUAAACCUGACACUACAUGACUCAUGCUGGUUGCCCACAGAGGACAUAGAUAGUAACGACUUCAAAGUGCUGCCGUCAUAAUGAAGAUCUGCGCUGACUCAAUGCUGAAACGGCGAUGUAGGUCAUAACACAGGUCAUCACCUACCUGUUAAUGAUUUACAUCCACCAAGGAGCUGCCUUUGUCUUUCGGAUUAGACACUAAAUAAAAUCCGUGACUGGUUAAAUGAAGAUAUGAGACUCAUAACUGGAGAGCUUGAACCGUGUUUCUUCCGUUUCUGUACCGUAUCUGGAUUAUUUCUUACUGUAUUAUGUUGAAUAAUGUAUGUAAUAUAAAUGAAUUGAGGUUGUGUUGCUAUUUAAACACUUUUUUGGUACACUUUUAGGUACCUAGAUGUUUCAAAGAUUGCAGUUGUUUCUAUGAAGGACAUCGUUGAAGUAGUUUAUGCCUCAUAUAAGCAAAAUAACUUUUUUUUUUUGCUGUUUACAGGAAUUUAUUUUUGUUUUAUUAAGGUUUUUUCACUCCAUUAUGAUUUCAUUUAGUUACAAAAAAACAUUCUGUUUUAUCUCAGUUUUUAUUCAGCUUCACGUUCAUGACAUAUGUCGGUGAACAGCAUUAUGUGGCUUUAAAUACACGUUUUAAGCUACUUGGCACAGAUUUGUGAUAGUUACAGGUCUUUUCCACUUGUUCCCAACCUGAGGGUGGUGACAACAUAAAUCUGAGAGGUGGAAAGAUGAUUUCACAGGAUAGAACAGAAGGGAAAACACUAUAUUUCUGCUGUUUUCCAGAUUUUGAUAGUUUUCCCUAUUCGGAGGUAUAAAAAU